UGGACAGAAAAGAGAGCGCAGCGCCUUCUGAAAACACGAGACUUCUUUCUCACUUGCUGCAAAUGGUGUCUUUGGGCGUUCCUCAAGAGAGUGUUAAACUGCUUCUGAGGUCAGCGUCGCACACAGUGCGGUGCUGUUGAAGGCUUGCGAAAUGCCACCUGCAUCCACGACAGGACGAAUGACAGACGUCUUCACAAAAAAUGCCCCCGGCGAUAGGGACAUCGAACAGGCAAUCACAGCGCUCAAGAAGGGUGCGACCCUGUUAAAAUACGGGAGAAGGGGGAAGCCAAAGUUCUGUCCGUUUAAGCUCUCAGCUGAUGAAACUGAACUGAUAUGGUAUUCAGGGCCUCAAGAGAAGACGUUAAAACUCAAAUCGGUCACCUCAAUUCUUCAUGGUCAGCGUACGCCUGUUUUCAAUCGGUAUCCUCGUGCUCAUCUAGAUUCUUAUUCUUUCUCUCUUAUUUAUAACAAUGGCGAGCGGUCACUUGACCUGAUAUGUAAAGACAAGGAUGAGGCAGAUGUUUGGUUUACAGGGCUGCGUGCCCUCAUUAAUGGCCAAGCGCGUAAGCCCAAAGACAGGGGUCUGGGGUCUCUUGAAAGUAGUCCUCCUCCUUCUCGGAUUAGAGAAGGGUCGACAUCUCUCCUGAGCUCACCGUUUGGGAGCCAGGAUGAUCUCCAGGCCCUGGCUCCAAAGUCAUCACUUGUUCCGGGGUCACCACUUAGGGCCAGAAAAUGGCCCCUCAUGCCAUCCUCUCCACGCAUAAGCUACUCGGCACAACUGAGGGCUACGCCGCCAACUUCUCCGCCACCUGUGUUCUUGGAUGGGCCAAGGAGCGGGGAUCGCAUGCUUAGCCCAUAUGCAAGCCCACCACAUGGAUUAGACCUUGGGGAUGGACUGCAGUCUGCGCUCCUUCCUCUGCCACCGGCAGUCACACAAAUUGUCAGAGACGGGUCUGAGGUAGGAUCUGACAGUGGCAGCAGUAGCCAGUUUGGUGUAUUGGGCUCUGCAAUAAGCAGGGUUCAAUUUUUUGAGAAUUCCAGACUAAGUGUAUCGAGCCAGGUGAGCACUUCAAGCCAGGGGUCGGGGAUGGAUGACAGCGAGAACCUGGGGGAUGUGUACAUGUGGGGAGAAGGUAUCGGGGAUGGUGUGCUGGGAGGUGGACAGUGGCGAAUUGGAAGUGGUGGCCCUGGAGCAAAGCUAGAUGCUCUUCUGCCUAAAGCACUCGAAUCUACAGUGGUCUUAGAUGUGCAGAUGAUUGCUUGUGGCGGCCGGCAUUCCACUUUGGUAAAUCGCCAAGGGGAGGUGUUCUCCUGGGGAGAGGAGUGUGGCGGGAGGCUUGGCCACGGUGUUGAUGUGGAUGUCAUGCAUCCACAGCUUGUCGAGGCGCUCUCAAACACCCUGACUGAUACUGUAGCAUGCGGAGAGUAUCAUACCUGUGCAGUGACAGCUGCAGGAGAGCUGUACACAUGGGGGGAUGGGUCCCAUGGCUGCGGUUUGCUUGGGCAUGGAAAUGAUUUCAGUCAGUGGGUUCCAAAGAGGGUUCUGGGGCCUUUGGAUGGGCUUCGGGUGACGCAAGUUGCGUGUGGGCCAUGGCACACAGCUGCUGUGACAAGCAAUGGGCAGCUAUUCACAUUUGGGGAUGGAACUUUUGGGGCGCUUGGUCAUGGGGACCGAAGCAAUGCUGCCUUGCCGAGGGAGGUAGAGGCGCUGAAGGGUUCACGCGUAAUUAAGGUUGCGUGUGGAGUAUGGCACACGGCAGCAGUAGUAGAGACACUUUCUGUGGAUUCAAGUGUAAGUAGCUGUGCAUCUGGGCGUCUGUACACAUGGGGGGAUGGGGAUAAGGGCAGGCUUGGGCAUGGCAACAAAGAAGCGAAAUGGGUGCCGACAUUUGUGCACGCCCUCGCUGAUCACUCGAUAGUGCAGGUUGCAUGUGGGCACAGUCUCACGGUUGCACUGACUUCAAUGGGCCAAGUGCACACUUUUGGCAGUUCAGUCUACGGGCAGCUGGGUGUCCCAAAUGCAUCAGGGAAGCUGCCAGCCUUGGUGGAGGGAAAACUGAAGGGACAGUAUGUGGAUUUCAUUGCUUGUGGGGCUCAGCAUGUGGCAGUAGUGACCAACUCGAAGGGUGUAUACACGUGGGGAAAGGGGGCCAAUGGGAGACUGGGUCAUGGGGAUGUCAAGGACAGGGACUCACCGGCACUUGUGGAAGCCUUAAAAGACAAACAUGUUACCCAUGUGGCAUGUGGAUCGAGUUUCACCGCUGUCAUUUGUCUGCACAAAUGGGUGUCUGGCGCAGACCACUCACAGUGCACAGCAUGCAAGUCGUCAUUUGGACUCACCAAGCGCCGCCAUAACUGCUACAACUGUGGCAUGGUGUUUUGUCAUAGCUGCAGUAGCAAGAAACAAUACAAAGCCAGCAUGGCCUCAAAUCCCCACAAGCCGGCAAGAGUCUGCGACAAUUGCUUCGUGAAGCUAGCAAAAGCUCAAGAGGCUGGCAUGAGUGGCUCGUAUCGUGGCGGGAAGAAUAAAUGGAAGAGUCAGGGCCAUAAGAUAUCCAUAGAUGGGAUGGACAAAAGUGGAAAGCCUCCGAUGCAAUUCAAGGUAGGGUCAGAAGGAGAUCUGAUGACUCUGAAAGGCUCCCAAAUGCGUAAUCCGCGCAAACGGUCCGAGUCCAGGGGGCGUGCUUCGGUAACUCCACUGAACGGCACGUGGGGUGCAGUUUACCCCCCCGCGCCUUUCAAUCAUGCUUUUGUCCCACCUGGUCUGCCCUGUGCGCCUGUACCAGCAGCUCCGUCCCCUCGAUCACCAACCCCUCCCCGUCGUCCAAGUCCCACGCGCUUGGGUGCCAUGUCCAUUUCAUCUGGGAGUGCUUCACCACGGAAAAUAGUCGAAGACCUGAAGAAGACAAACGACGCCAUGGGUCAUGAGGUCCUCAAUCUCCGAUCAAAGAUUAAGGAUCUUAAUGAGAGAUUACCUGAGCAUGCACGGUACCGAACAAGUGCCACUGGGAGGACAUCACACCCAGUGAAUGGGAUUGAGCAGGACAGGGAACCAACGUCGAAUGCACGCCGGAGGUUCACCAUGAGUCCAACAGGUCCUAUGACGAGAGGGAGCGUGGAUCUGGCUAAUGAUCCUGCUUCCCUGCGACCUCCAGACAGCAAUGGCAUGGCCACACCCGUGCAGGACGCACCCACACCGAGAUCACUGGUAAGAAGCACACGGGUAUCGCGGUCAUCAGACGGCAAUGAGACUACCAGGUCUCUCGAUAGAACUGUCCGGCGAGACGAUGUAACGAGGUCGUCUCACAAUUUGCCACUGUUAUCUAUACCUGGACCAAAUCACGGAACGUCUUUGUCGAAUGGUGGUGGAGCUUCAACACCACAAGCGAGUGGUAGCGCCAAUGCGGGAGGUUCUCAUACGGGAAGGCAAGGCCAUUCUCACAGUGGCUCAGGAGGCGGUGGAGCAGUCUCUGGCUCAGGAAGAAGCCAAGAGAGGGAGUGGGUGGAACAGGUUGAACCCGGUGUGUACAUAACUCUUCUGGCGCACCCAAGUGGUGGUAAUGAGCUCCGGCGCAUCAGGUUCAGUCGGAAGAUCUUCAGUGAGAGACAGGCAGAGCAGUGGUGGGCAGAGAACCGUCCACGCGUUUUGGAGCUAUACAAUAUACGCAGCCCUGAACGAAAUCCGGCGGAUAGGGCGACCACCCCCCCAAGACCAUCAUCGGCGCCUUCGUCGCCAAGGGGCCAGGGGCGUGAUAGCUCUGCUGCAAGGAACGCUGUCCCAACAGGCGUGAGCGAGUCAGCAGCAGGAUCUUUCUCGUUUCAGAGCUGAGCAGCAGAGUCCAUAACCAUUUACAACUCAUAUAAUAGUGAGUGUCUGAGCAAGGUUGACCCACAGCAAUGGUGGGCAGGGGGAAUUUCUUGGGAUUGGCAACGGAUGGCUUAUCCUCUAUCACAGUCUUUCCACGUAUUUGGCCGGGGAGCACGCAUACAGAGAGAAUCAUUUCGAUCUUUCUCUGGGAGAGGAGAGGAGGAGGAAGAAUAUGUCGCACUGUGGCCGCAUGUCUUCUCCGAGGAAAAACAUGGCCUGGAGAAUUGGAGGGACCUUGAGCAGGUCUUUUCUAGUGAGGACGAACGACCAUGGAGAUUAGCCAUCGCCAUCCAGAUGCUGCUGUCCAUACACAAGGGCAUACAUGGGAGUUCUCUGGGCGGACCCCGUAGGGAUACUGUGCAGUAAAGUUGCAGCAGUCCGAUGUUUCUACGUUGCUGCUGCUGCAUGCGGCGGAAGAUAUGCCUGCUGUCUCGACUAAACCAAGGAAAUCACUGCUUGUACCGGUUGUGCAUAUCUAAAUUUCGUCGUCAUUUCAUGCCGAGCAAUGUCUUUCGUGCCGGUGCAGCAGGACUUCUCCUAUGUGGUUUGCGACUCUGGGACGAGAGCUUCAUCUUCGAGGCCUGUGUUCAGGAUGCUGCGGCCAUCGGGAGAAUUACGACGGUGGCAGUGUAGCAUGCGGGCGAUGAUGUGAUGGUGAGGAUGACGGCGAAGCUCGCAAUGACGAUGAUGGCGAUACCGAGGGUGACGAUUUGAGGUGCAGUUGUGAUUGUUGUCCAACGGAUAGUAGUCCCAAUGGGAUUUCUUGCUGGCAUGGGACCACCACUGGUCGUGCCGAAAUAAAAGCUGAGCUCAUUUAUCGAGUGGGGGGUGAAGUCUGCGGCUGCGGAGAGAGGGGAGCGGGGCAACCUUCCAGAAGCAGAGCGUAGACGCUGUGGGGCCAAGAACAAUCAUUUGCGAUUUGUGAAGAAUGGGGAAGAGCAGAAAAUUCGCAGGGGUGGAAAAUGACAGGGGAAGAACGAGGUUGGCCGGCGGAGAGAGAGGGAAGAUAAAGAGAGGAGGGAGAAGCAAAAGGGUGCUAGGUGCGAGCGGUCUGUGCAGCAGCUGAGAAUAUCACUCUGUGCGACCGUCCGUCGAGGAAAAUGUCGUCUUCACAGACUCUUCAGUAGUUUACUGAAACGCAGUCGCUCCUCACCUGUGGUGGAACUUGCGUGAAAUGGAUUUGACUGAGCUGAGGGCCUUUGCAGCAUAGCAGGCAGUGCCCAGGAAGAAACAUUCUUUCAUUGUCUUGCAGGUAGAAGAUGUGAAAAGGAGCAUUUUCGCUACAUCCCGUGACUCCUGAACAACUGGCACCAUGCUUUUCUCAUCAAAUCUUGGUUGCGUUGUAUAAUAAUGUAGGUCGCACUUACUUUAUUAGUCGUUGCUGUUCUUGUGUGAAGUUAUUGUCGUCAUCCUCCUUCGUCGGUGUGAACCAAUCGACAGGUUGAAGCAAUUACUUGGUGGGAAUGUAGGAGCAGUAGUCCAGGAGCCUCAGGAGCCUGUCAGUUAAGGGGGGCGGGGGGCAGUUGAGCGCCAAGGUGAAAAGAAAUCUGCCUGAGGUAGGUACGCUAUUUUCUUGGGAGUCGGAUCGCUUCGCUUCGCCUCACCUCUUUUUGAGUCCGGCAUGGACUCAUGCGCAAUGUCGGAGCAGUAGUCCAGGAGCCUCAGGAGCCUGUCAAUUAAGGGGGUGGGGGCUGUUGGGGCCGAAACUGAAAAGAAAUCUGCCUGAGGUACACUAUUUUCUUGGGAUUCAGAUCGCUUCAUCUCACCUCUUCUCGCGUCUGGCAUGGACUUGUGUGCAAUGUGGCAGCAGUCCAGGAGCCUCAGGAGCCAACGGGCCUCGAACCCUCAACCUCAGGCUCGUCGAUUAAGGUGCCAGUUUUUUUUUUGCAAAAGCGAAAAGAAAUCUGCUUGAGGGAAUUUUCGUUAUGAUACGUCAUCACCUUUCUUCUCUGCGCUGUGCAUUCACUGGUCCGUUCCUUUUCAGAAAAGGCGAAGCAGAGAUCCUGCACCAAAAAACUCCCAUCAUCGUCUCCAGCCAGGGCGCAUGCCCCUUUGGCACUGACCAACAGGAUUCGGACUGAAGUAUAGGGGUCCGAUUCGUGGCAAGUCGUUAGGGGUAAGCAGCCGUAAGCUGACUUUUAUCUCCGCAUUACUCCCAUCGCUCCUCACUAUGCUCUGCUAAGACGAUACCGGAAGUUGAAGUGAUUAAUGAUUUGAUCUCUGCUGUGUCACUAUUGACUUGGUUAGGUUGCAUUGUGCAGAGUCUGAGCGGCUGAUGAAUGAGCAACCGCGUGUGAGAGGCUGAAUGACCAAGCGCGGGUGUGCAGGGUUAAGCCACACACAGGGCAGGACAGGCAGUGGGGGGCCGCUUACCCUGAGCGGAGAGGGAUGACGUCUUUAUUUUUGCACGCCGGCUCGGCAGUCCGUAUGCAAGGUUAUGUGCUUCCCUUUGCUCAUGUUUCUGUGCUGCUCCCCCUCUAUUCAAUUUUAUUUCCUCGCAAAUCUAUUACUAUUAUGAGAAUUGCAGCCUGCGCUCUAGCAUCCCUUUGCGUGGGAGAUGCGAAAGAUCGCACCUUUGGGCGCACACUUCUCUGUGAGCGUAGCAUGGCUUUCUCCUCCAUGUUCUGCAGACUGAGCUCUGCCCCAACCUUCCCAUUCGUUUGUGGAACAUGCAUGUUAUGAUGCAUCCCCCCUGCCCCUUAACUGCUUUGCAGUUGCGAGAUAACCCCUGCUAUUGCUCACAGAGGUUUUUCGACCCACCAAUGUCUUGGUGGGUGCCUGGGGCCAAGUGUAUAGCUGCGGUGCAUGGGGAGAAGAAGUGGCUAUGGAGCGGUGUGGGACGUGAAGGAAAGAUGGCGGAGGGAGAUGGCAGAGAUGAGCGCAGAGGGAGAUGACGGAGAGAGAUGAGGGUGGACGUGUAGCAGAACUUGACAGAGGGUAAGAGGUGGUUACAGAAAUGGAGGAUGUUAGUUAAGGUCAGGAAUCUGGGCCAGGAGUUUGAAUAUUAUAUAUGCAGCUAUACUUUGUCCUCUUGCGCUUCCCCCCAGCUUUUCCCCCUCUCCCGUCACCAGCGCCUUUCACUGCUCGCGUGUCCUCUGCUAUCCCCUGGUAUCGAAUGGAAUACUCAAAACUUGCUCUUUUUUUCCUUCCUUUGCUAGACCGAACCUGAACUUCCUCGUCGCGUGCUUCCGCUCCAAUUGGGGACUCUUUAAUUUGAGAUAGCAGUGAUGUCGGUUUCAGGUCAAAUCUUUUACUGUUCAUUUUAGGUCCUCGUACCCCCAGAGCAUGAAAUGGAAUUUAAUGGAUACUUUUUUAAAUGCAUGCCUCCCUCCCUGCCUGCCUGUCUGCAUGCAUGCAUGUGUGGAGAGCGAAAUCAGUGCAAAAUCUCCUGAACUGCGUCUUAGUUUUCGGUGGCUGGCUCCGGUGGAGCAGCGUUGUUGUCAGUGUUUUUUUUCUGUAUGUGCCUGAGUUUUUGACCAGGUUCUUUUACUGAAAAAGUAGGCUUGAAGACAAUAAGUCGUCAAUCGCAGCAGCCUUGUGGUUCUUGUUCGUCGUCGGGAAGAGCGUCGUUUUAAGUGGAUAGAACUGAAAAAGAACAAUACAUUUCCCUGUUAUUACUAUCUAAUUAAGAAGAGGGCAUACUUAUACCAGGACUUUUUGUAAACUCGCUUUGGGACGUAAUCACGGCCAGAUACGUCUGCGCCCAGCUUGCCUUGGAUCCAUUCGUCUUUCUGCCAGACAAUAAACAACUAACCAUCUG
Messenger RNA from Chara braunii, 7628 nucleotides. NCBI's taxonomy places the organism in Eukaryota, Viridiplantae, Streptophyta, Charophyceae, Charales, Characeae. The record is from the annotation of a GenBank genome assembly.